UUGAGAAAGCAUUCACCCUCUGUGUGUGUGUUUGAGUAUUCAUGUUUUGCAUCGUCUUUUACCUUCUCUCCUGCUUUGCCUAUAAACUUGUAUUAUUUCAAACAGCUCGGCAGCAAACUGGAGAGCAGUUUUACUAGAAAUGCUGAUUUAAGUCUGACCGGACAGCAUGCAUCCGAAACAAGAGGUUUAUCGCCAAUUCCUGGCUAGAAAGGGCAGCUAAAGGACAAGAGGAGUUUUAGACUUUCCUCUGAGUUUGAAGAGCUAAGCUAAACUUAACUUGUUAUUCCCUAAAAUUACAAAAAAACGGCGUUUAUCCGUUCACUUCUGCGAUCGGGGCGGGAGGAGGAGAGCAGCCGGAGCGGUGCUGCCGUAUCGCUGGAAAUUUGGGUUUUUGCUUCGGGGGUUUGAUGGAUUUGGGCAAAGGCAGAGCCCUCUAGAGGAGCAGCCCUACUAUUGCUGGGAUUGCAGUUCUCGGAGCUGUGCGUGCCGCCUUCGAGCUGUCUCGAGUUGAUUUCUCUCCUCCCAGCAAAGGAAAUGGGUGAGAAAAGAAUGCUGAAUUAGCUCUAAUAAAAACGCGUGUCCUUAGAAAACUCCAGCUUGCUUUCCCAAACACCGGGGAACGUGGAACAAAAAUAGCUCUGGAGAGGUUGUUACACAGCCGCCAUGGCACAGAUAUGCAAACCGAUGCUUAACUUUAAGUGGAGAGAAGAAAGCUUUGAUGGUGUGAUGGCUUAAAGAAGUUUAAUUUUCUUAAUGCCUUUAUCCCGCGACUAGCAUACAGCAUUGCCUCAAUGCAUUGCUGGCUCUGUGUACAAACCUGCUGCUGCUCCUUUUUGGCAUGAGGAGAGCAACGUUAUGAGCUCCAGAGCUCUGCCACCGUGCUCUCCGAACAGAGAGGUCUGUGCAAUGCCUGCCAUGUAGAAACACACAGAGAAGUGGCCAGUGAGGUGCCAAGAUGGAAAACUGAACUCAUUUUCCAGGUAAGAGGCUGGGGCUGCUGUCCAAACAGAUUCAGAGUGGGGUUUGAGCAAUGCUGUGGGAUUACUCUGAUUCCUGAGUCACUGGGACAUUUGUGAGCAGGGCAUUAUGAGCAGGGCAGUGAGGUCUGACAGGUCAAGGAGCCCAGGGCAUGUGGGAGCUGGGGUUGAGGCUCAUCCCCUCCAGCUGAGAUUAGGUGCUCUCCUUUCUAGCAAGCUGCCUUUGAAAGUGGUGCAGGUCUUCCUGAAGAAAAGUGCUGCAGGAGAGCAAAGUCAUCCCUGACUGGUGCUGUGUUCUGAUUCCUAUGUGCUGCUCCUUGUCGUUCGUGUGGGAAGUGCUUUUCUCCCUGAUGGGAAGGCAUUGUCUUUGCCUCUAAGGCCCUCUCCUCUGAGCAUGUAGGUACAGGCUUAGUUGCUGUGAAGCUCAGGUCUGUACAGCUGAACACGGAAAUGUGGAAACACUUCAGCCCUGAGCACCCAGCUUUGCAGGGAGAGCUGUUCCCUGCACCCACCUGGGUCUCUUUGCUUCCCAAGGAUGCUGAGCUCUAGCCAUGGGUGUUAGAGUAUCAGGACCUAACAGCCUGUAUUUGUGCUGUUGGCUUUUCUAGUGGGAGAGAGCCCAGAAUCUCUUCAAUGGCUCCAAACUGCUGCAGUGAAGCAGGAACCACAGGUUUGAUUUGGUUUGGUUUGGUUUGGUUUGGCUGCAUUUGCAAUAUAAGUCUCAGUUUCUCCCUAAGGCUGGCAAGAGGCGAGGCAGGAACUCUGUAGCCCACAUAUAAAAUAAUUCCCAUGUGCAGAUUGUAUCUUCUCCAGAGUCAUCCACAAAAUUGGGAAUGAGUUCCCCAUCCCCAUAAGGGACAACAAAGGGAAAUUAUCCUUUCUCUUGCAGUGGUCCAGGACUGUGGCUCCACUCUGUUUCUUCGGUGAUAUCAGAAAGGAGUUGAAUGAGAACUAAUCAAAUUAAAUUUAAAGGCCAUGCAUUGUACCACUCCCUUGUUUACAGCAAAGCCUGUCCCUUCCCAGGCUUUUUACAUUACACACAUUAAUCUGCUCUAUGCCUUGAUUCUGGGAAGUGUGUUUGAUAUUCUUCCCUCCCUGUAUCCAGUCAUCUAUUGGACUGUCACCCAAUGAUAAGAUCAGAGGCUUUAAAACUUUCUUGAUUUUUCAGACCCUACAACAUUUCCUGAGGAGAUGUCCUCAUCCCAUUAUUUUCAGGCUACUGACAACAGGCUCGGUUGGGUUCUGUUUCUUGUUGUUCACAUUCGUAAAAGUAGUGCAAGCUGCGGACUGAGAACUGCUGAGAUAGAUAGCCAGCAUUUUGGAAUGGCAGGUAUUUUUCCUUUGUGUUUAGAUGGUGCUGAGUGUGAUGGAGCCCAUAGACUCUGCCACAAAACAAGGAGUAAGUCAUACUUUAGCCAUAGUUACUCAAGACUCGUGGGUGAACCCCACCACUGAAAGCAGCAGUUCUGCUGUUUCCACUUCUGUCUGUAACCUCUGUAAGGUGUUGGUCGCUGUGCUCAUGAUAAAAGUGAGAUUAAAUAGAUACCUUGGGAGCGAGGCUGUUGAAAGUGGGAAUCACAGGGUUUGUGGGGGUAAGGGGAUAGGGUCAGGCUUCAGGAGAUCUGUGUGUCACAAGUGAUUUUACCAAACUGGGAGUGAAACCUGAAUUUUAGGAGAGAGAGGAGACGGAAGGAAGGCAGCUGUUUGCAGCAGGAUCAAGCACACGCUGCAGGUGUUCAGGAAUGCAUUUGCAGAAGCACUUCCUGCAUAAAGCUGGAAGCUGAGCUGGGUUGAAAUAAAACAGUGUAUUUGUAUUUUCUCUUUUCUUGUUCUUGUUGCAUAAUGGGAUAUUUGAAAUGGGGAGUUUGAACUAGUUGACCUUUUAUGUCCCUUCCAACCCAAGCGAUUCUAUGUUUCUAAAUGGAGAUUGCUGCUCUGGGCUGGUUGCCCUAUACUGAUGACUACUGGAGAAUAAUGUGAAGGCCAACAUCUUCUGGUCUUAAUUUAUCUGAACAUGUCUGCUCUGCCCUGGAAUGAGUAAUGGAAGUAUUUGAAGGUAAAUUUCUGGUCAGGUAAGGUAAAAAUAAUCGAAACGAUUGCUAGAUACAGUAGGCAAUAGACACCGCCAUCACCGCCAUAAGGAAAUGGAAGAGUAUUAAAUUGAUAUUUCUUUUCCAUGUUUGUUUGGGGAAGAUUAUUAUCAGGUGCUGGUGAAAGAGCAUUUAGUGCUCCAUUAAUAGCUAAGGACUAGGUUAAAUGGCAACCACAUAUGUCAAAUAUUUUAUAAUUAGCCAAUCAAGGCAAUUUAUAGUCAAGAGUUUCAGCGCUCUUGGAAUGAGAAACAUGUUGGGCCAUUUCUGCUGAUAUAUCACUGUGGGACAUUGGAGAGGUUUUAGAGGACUAAGAAAACUGGUAUCUGCUUGUUAUUUAAAAGGAUUGAGCAAAUGGUGUGGGGAAUACCAAGACUGUUACCUUGUCUCUGUCUCAAGAAAGAAAUAGUGGACGCAUCACUUGGUUUGUGAUUUAAAAGGACAUGAAAUUAAUGCAUUUAUAGCAAACAAGCCUUGUCAAAUCAAUUUGCUGUUGCUCUCCAGUAAGAAUAAGCAACUCCUCAAUGUUACUGAUUUCUGAAAGCAUUUGAUUCAUCAGAGGUGAAUUUAAGUAAAUAAAUAAAUAAAAGUAUAAAAUCAACAUGGUGCAAAUUGAGUGGUUCUAGUUGAUUAAAGAGAGAUCUCAGAAUGUCACUGUAAACAAAUCCUUGAGUCUCAUUGCAGGAAAAUCCUAUGGAAACAGGUUAAAUAUUGAUUUGUAUUAAGUAUUGCUGUUGAUUUGGGGUGAAACAGAGAAUCAUUGAUGACUUAAUUUGUAAGGUUAGAUCCUUACACAGACUUAGAUGAUUGAGGGUAUGUAGACAUAUAUAAAUAAUGAAGAGGACAGUCCAUGGACACAGAUAUGCCUUGAUCUCUGCAUGGGAACUGGGAGCAAAUGGGCAGAAUGUAAUUCAAUGUGGAAGGGCAAAGGGUAGAGCUAGGAACAAAAUCAGAGGCUGAUGAGGUAAUGAAGACCAGCCUGGAAAUUCAUUAUUUUUCAUUAAGUUAAUAACUUCAUAUUGGUACUGCAUUAAAUUAUAGUGCCUAUAGCAUCAUGAAUGAAGACAAUGAGGUUCUUUACAAUUUAUUCAAAGGCAGGAGCUGGGGAACAUCAAAUACAGCCAGUAGAAUCCGUGUUCCUAAGAAGAUACCACUGCUCACAGCAUGUAGUUAAGCCUUGAAACUUCUCAAGGAACUUGGUUUAAUUAUAGGAAAUGAUGGUUGUGGCUGACAUGGUUGCUAUAGAUACGUAGGUUGCUCCGAAAGUAAUGCUCUCAUUUAUUUCUGUGGAAACUACAGCAGAAAAAAAAGCACAAUAACACUAUUUGAUAGAGCAAAUUCUCAGCUCCAAACACGAUUUUUCAGCGUAGUCUCCUGGUCUCAUAUUAGUAUUGUUUCAAACCUAUGAAACACUACAGAUGUCUCAGAUACUCCAGGAAACAUCAGAGAGCUCUAAAUACCUUUGUGCAUGAUUGAUUUAAGCCCGAGGUAUCAAUUUUUACUACGGUGUGUAAUUGUUCAAAGAAGUUACUAGGAGUUAUUGUGGAUUCUCCACUGCUUAAAAUCAAGGUGGGACCUUUUUUUCUAAUACUUACUUGAAAGAAGACUGUUUCUAACAGAAACCUGGGCCUGGGUUUUCCUUCAUGCAUGUAGCUAUACACAGUGAUCUCCCAUUUUCCCACUGCCAGUUGUAUCUUGAGCACUGCACUAUGCACAGUCACUUUGCUAUUUCCAGCCCCAGAUUCAGAACUUUCCUCAGUUGGAUUGCUCUCUUUGUACUGUGCUUAUUUCUGCUCAGUGCAGACAAGUUAGCAAAAAAAUUUCAGUCCAGGUUUUAGUGCCCAUCCAAGCAGGCGAUUUUGGUAGGUGGAGACUCAAGGCAGCCAUUCCAUAUAGGAAAACUUUGGCUUAAGGCAAUGAUGCAAAACACAAGAGAGGCACUAGGAGGAAUCACAGUAGUCAAAAUCAAACAAUCCCAGUCAGUUUAAAGUUUGUUACCUUUCAGAAACUGGCCGUUUGGUUUCACCAGGAUAUAGCACUGUGGAACAGGUGCUGUAGUACUCAAAGACAUAUGGGCUCCUUUAACACAUACCAAGGAAGAAUUUCCUUGAUUUCUUCAAAUAAUUUCAGGUAAUUUUCCAGCUGUUGAGGCAUACCUCAGAGUGAACCAUUCAUGUACACAGUGACUGUGGUAUGUGACUGAUUGGCGCAUGCCAAAGAUUGGCAAUGAAAGUACUAACCAAGAGCAAGUAAGAGAAAGCCUGUAUGCAUUCAUGAGGCUCUACAGACUCUACAUAUGCAAAAAUGGGUGUAAGUGCAAACUAAACAGGAAGCAGAGCUGGAAAGCUUUGACUGGAAUUUAGGGGGCCAAAACUGGCAAGUAAAGAAAGUACUGUAUAUCCCCUGGAGCAGUGGUCUUCUGCAGUCAUAACCUCAUCCUCUGUCUCAGCAAUAUCUCUGACGUGGCUUGGUUAGAAAUGUGAACUUGGAAGUCUGGUCAGCUCAUGGCUGGUGAAAUCAGCUGUGACAUGGAUGAGACGGAAAGACCAAAGGUACAAAGGCGUAAGGAAGAUACAUUCAGCCUAGAGCUCAACUCAGAAAUUGCCACUGAGAACCACCUACAGAAGAUCCAUCAAGCGUUGAUGUUGAUCACCUUAACACCCAGAUGGUAGGCAGCCACUGGGCUUGUGUGUAGGAGGACAGUCUCCAUGUGGCCAUUGAUAAGCACAGGGGAUAGGUAAAAAGGCGUAUCUUCAGCAUGCAUACCCAGAGCUGAGCCAAGGUUGAAAAGAAAGGGCAGUCAAGGGGAAUGAGUUUUAAAAAGGAAAUAGCACUGAAAUAUUCUUGUGAAAGUCCAAAUCAAGAUGUCCUUUUAGAACAAAUGCUAAGAAAGAGGAACUCCAGAGCAUUAAGGCCAGCCUCCCUUCUUUCAUAGAAGGUCAGCCUGAGGAGAUGGGUGAAAUAUCACCAGACUCUACACAGAUGACUGAUCAAGAGAUGGAGAGAUUUGCGGUGUUUGGGAGAUUAUAAUGCUUCAGGAGCUGUAUGACAAAAAGAAUCUUGCUGGCAGAAGUUGCAAAGAAGGGUCAGGAAGCUGAAGAAGUCUGAGGGGCUGAGAGUAGAUUGGUGGAGCUGUAGCAUGGAUCAUUGACCUAGUAAAGCAAUUGUAUGUUAUUAAGAAAGAAGAGAUCUCACAGACAGGGAAAAGUGGAUCCUAGGAAGCAAAAACCCAUUAUGACGGCCUUCGAAAUUCUGUGCAUUUGAGCAUUCUGAGCGAAUUCCUCAAUGUGUUCCUUGUUGGAGUAUUCAGAAGGUAUAUUCAGUCUCCACAAAGCAAGAGGGACAGUAGAGCAGAAGCAGUGCAAGAGGCUGAUCGCUGACAAGUUCAGAGAUAGCAAGAAGAAGAACUUCAGUUGCAUAAUUUCAAAAAGUCAUUUGACUUAAUGUGUUGCAAUAGCUAUGUGGCGUGCCCUAGGGCUAUAUGAUAUGUGUAAGGAGCUGCUGAAAAACAUUAUGAAGAGGUGAGGUCAGCAGUCCUGGUCAAGAGCAAGCUGAACAACUGGUUCAUCACAAUGACUGGUAACAGACAGGGUGACCUGAUAGUUCACAGCGACUUCUGGAGCUGCCUGUAGAAAGUGAAGGAUGGAGUUAUAGUCACCAAAUAUUUGGUGCAAAGUCAGACAAGGAGAUCAAGAGCCUCAGGAUAAUCAUGUCUUUUGGUGGUGCCAGUUCAUCAGAUGUGCCAAGUCAGGUUGCUGUGUCCCACGGUAAGUGAUGCAGAUUAAAAAUUGAUGUAGGCCAGACAACAACCAGGAGGAAAGGCAGAACGGAUGAGAACUACACGAGCAGGUAGCAACAGGGCAGACAAGAUGGACAAUCCUAUUUAUCUGAGAAAUUUCAUCACACAGAACAGCAAUGAAUAUCUCUACGGUGAUCUGAAGGGGGGUGCAGCUGAUGCCAGUGGAUGUAGACCACCUGAAACAGUCACGAAGAGACCAAGAAAAAUGGAUGCAAAAAUCAAGCUAAUCAGCAGUCCCUGUUCUUACUCUGUGUGAAGAGAAAUGGAUUUUCAGGAAGUCAAAUCACAAAAAAACCCAGUUGGUAUUUGCAACAAAUUAUUAGACUGUCAAACCAUGUCAGAAAUAAAACAGUGUGCGAUAGAACUUAAAGUAAGUCAGUGAGGUGCGCAAAUUCCUGUGAUCUGGCUGCUGGAUGGCUGGAUGAUCACUUCUGAGGUACCCUGCUAUGGUAAAGGGAAAAGAACUAAGAUGGUGGUGGUAGGAACACAAGUAUCACUUUUCAUUUUGAUUUUUUUUUUUUCUUUAAAAUUUUGUCAACAGAAAAGCAGGCCUUUGGAUACUGAACUUAUACCUACCUUUGUAAGAUGAUGCUUCUUAACCAUAGUUCAUAGACACUUUGGGUCUGUGGUAUGUGGACCUGAGAAGGAGAAUAGAUGACAUAAGGAAAUGAGUCUGUAUUUGCUGAACACAGUGGUGUGCUUAUAUGGCCACUAGUCAAUGGGACAAAAAAAAAAAGGGAAAAUGUCUCUGAAAAUGCAAGUGACAUAGACAAGGUAACUGAGAAGGAAAUAUAAGUCUUUUACAUGCAGCAGUUUCAGGUUCAUCCUUGGGCAAUAAAGCCACCUGGAGUUUCCAAACACUGGACCUGGACCUAUCUUUGUCUGUGACACCAGGUCGCUCUGAUGGACCAGAUGGAGGGAGUUCUGCCAGACAGCAAUCAACACCAAGCAAAGAAGAGGCAAAACCACAUUUCCACAUUCUCCUCUUGAUGAAUCUGGGACUCACACCAAGUCUCUAGAUCCCUUGCCCCUUGGGGCAGUGGGGAAGAGUAGAUCUGGUAUGCCAGCUGUUGACGGAAUGACUUCUUCUGGUCCAGGUUCCUGGUUCACCACAGAGGAUCCAAUGAGGAAACCAGUGCAUUCGAAGCCGCCUGUGUCACUGGGUAUGUACAGGAGCAUGUACAAGAAGGAGUACAAAUGGCAUGAGGAAAACAAACCACCCACUGAGGAGGACGUGAAGAAGCUCAGAGCCAAGGAGUUUGCCGUGCCCCAAGAGCCACAGGCAAUGCCAUACUAUGACAAAGCUCUCGGGGAAGGGAGAGAUGUCACACAAAGUGAGAAGGAAGAAGGCACUGACCUCAGUCCCAGUGUGCUGCAGCAGGCUCAUGAAGAGCAAAGAAAGCACUUCAGUUCAGACCUCCCCCUUGCAGAAAGCUGUGCACCAAAGCAGUACCUCACCACUGAACUGGCAGCAACCCAGGUGGACAGACCAGAGAGGCCACAGGCUCUCAGUGGGCAGGAAAACGAACUGUCUUCUUCCCAGCACCUUCAAGCUGCUGCUGGUGGCCCAGGAGCAACAGGGAUGUUGCUGUAUAGGCAGAAGCUGGAUCCCACCUGGGGUACCUACCAGCACUUCAUGCUGGAGACAGGCCAGGCCCUGCGAGAUGAGGCUCAGCAAAACAAGAAUGUGGCCCUGUCCUCAUCGGUUUCGGUGGAAGAGUGCUGUGGCCAUGACCGCAGAAGUACCUACAGCACCGACUUCCAGCACCAGCCUGCAGCCUGCACUGGAAGCUGUAUAGCAAAUAAGAAUCUAUCUCACAUUUUCACUGAAGAUGAACGCUUCCACCAGAACCACUGGGUGUCUGAGUACAAGGACAACUACAGCAUUUACUUGCAGAAGCUGAACUGGGCAUCUCAAGGCCACGCUGCAGAGCCUGGCUCUGCCUUGAAGCCCCAAGGGCUGCCUUCCCAGAGUGAGGUUUCACCAGACACAGCCCAGUGAGUGCUGCUGCACGCUCCCUGUUCUCCAAGCUGAGGGAGAUUUUCCACCAGAGAUCCUGGAAGCCUGGAAACCUCUAUUCCAAACCCACCGUUACCAAACAUUUUUAAAGUGUCCAGCAGAAACGUUUUUACACACAUAUUUCAUGAAGAAACCUGAGCUUUCCUCGUUGUCAGAAAUAAAAAGGGUUUUUUUGGACAGUGCAGAACUAAAAGCACUCAUCAAAGUAAAGUUUAUGUACUUAUUAAAAAAAAAUCUGUGUUCAUUUACUGUCUUAAAAGCCUUCUGAAUGUUACUGAGAGCAGCCAGCAUUGAUUUUGCUGUGUGUUUUUGGGGUUUAGGGUGAUAUCUAGGAUUUGUGGAAGGAGCGAGGCUGCUAUCAGCCUGAAGGUGGCAUUGCAGGGCUGCAGAUGCAUGGAAGGUUCUGGGAAUGACUGGUGGCCCUGAUCCCACCCAGCUCUGCUUUGGGAUCUUUUGAGUGGGCACCAAAACUGUCCUAGAAUAGACAGUGUAGA
This is a messenger RNA of Tympanuchus pallidicinctus (lesser prairie-chicken), 9380 nucleotides long. RefSeq lists its product as uncharacterized. The coding region runs from base 7927 to 8868 and encodes 313 amino acids. NCBI's taxonomy places the organism in Eukaryota, Metazoa, Chordata, Aves, Galliformes, Phasianidae. The record is from RefSeq and is a predicted model, not a curated record. The transcript has 8 exons.